UUAUUAUUUACAAUCUAUUAUAAUCCCUCUAAAAUCUUUUACUGCUUUAACUGCAGUUCCCGCCCCUUUAAAACAAAAAUGAAACCAUUACUGCGGUUCGUCUGUAUCUUCCUGACUGUGGUGAGGUUUCACAGUGUAUUUGUGUCUCAAGUUUCAGGACUAACCCUGUAUCCUGUAGUUGUUUAUCUUUUUUUUUUAUGUACACAAGCUGAGUCAGCCUGGACUGACAGACUGCAACUGUGACGUGACGGAGAGGCGCCAAGGAAAGUCUGUUGAAGAAUGAUCCGUGGCCAUCAGGAAGUAAUGUGCAGCCAGGAAACAGAGUUCACUGGCUGUGCUCUGGCCAAACAGAAGAAAGUUAUCUACUUCACCAGUGGUGAAACUAUGGAGGAGGACAGCGAGGAGGAGAAGGAGGAGGAGGAGGACGAAGAGGGAGAGGAGGAGCACAAGUCAAACACACCUCCCUUUAGUGAACCAGCAGAGAAGACAAGGUUCUCCUUCAGGAAGCUGGCCUUUCUCGUCGGGAGGAUUUCACUGCUGACCUGUGAUUUUCUUGGAGAGAGACUCGCUAACGUAUUUGGACUGGACGCGGCCAAAUACCAAUAUGCAAUAGAUCAACACGAGCGUGACCGCAGGACACCAAAAAGUCAAGCUAAGGGUGACACGACGAAAGCGCGUGGAGAGAUGAUCCAGCUCUCUGAUCGAUUGGAGAAAGGUCAAUACGGAGCUACGGGGACGGCAAACCCUUGUGAGCCACAGGGGAGCUGUGAAGACGAGCCUACGUCCAGAAAAGAUGGCUACCACAACAGAGGUUAUCAAGCAGACGAGGAUAGCUUAAAAUAAACCAUGACCAGAAAAAAACAAAAAAAAAAAUUCUGAACUGUUUUCCGGAGAAAGAUCGAGAUAAUAUCGAAGUAUCACUUUGAUAAGUGUCUAUUUCAGGUAAGGACAGUAAAACUGUGAAGAACCACUCAAUUUGACGGCGGAGUCUUGUUGUUGUCCACAUGUUACCUAGCUUGUUUUUAUUAUCAUGCUAUUCCUAAUAAAUCUCUCUCAUCGA
Molecule: messenger RNA, 1060 nt
Organism: Cynoglossus semilaevis (tongue sole)
Lineage: Eukaryota; Metazoa; Chordata; Actinopteri; Pleuronectiformes; Cynoglossidae
Product: protein FAM177B
Exons: 5
Coding region: 280-843 (187 amino acids)
Source: RefSeq, a predicted model, not a curated record